Paralichthys olivaceus (Japanese flounder) is the source of this 2749-nucleotide messenger RNA. The record is from RefSeq and is a predicted model, not a curated record. Lineage: Eukaryota; Metazoa; Chordata; Actinopteri; Pleuronectiformes; Paralichthyidae.
GAGGAGAGCGCCACUUUCAUCAUCCAAACAGACCCAGUGACGCAGGAGGGGGUGGUUGUGCUCACCCAGCCUUUGGACUACGAAACAAAGAGGCGCUACGUAAUGGCUGCAGAGGCCGUUAAUGACCACGUGGACACUCGAUUUCUGGCUCUGGGGGAGUUCAGGGACAGGACGACGCUCAAGAUCAUCGUGGAGGACGUGGACGAGCCGCCCGUCUUCAUCUCACCGGUCUACGAGUGGAAAGUUCCUGAAAAUGCCGCCGUGGGAACCGUGCUCGGCAGCGUCAGCGCCAGGGACACUGACACAGUCAGCAACGCCAUCAGGAAAGUGGCUCAUAGAGAUGACUCAUUAAUGAUAACUGUGGGUGGGAUGAAGGGCAGAGGUUUGAGCAUCACUAAGUCUCCGCUCAGACCAGCCCAGAAGCAUUUAUCCUCCUCGGUGGUGGUGUUCAUCAAAGUGCUGGACAUAAACGACAACGUGCCAAGGCUUGCAAGAGAUUACCAGCCAUAUAUCUGUGAGGGGACACAGGCAGGAGAACUCAUCCAGCUGCUCAGCGCUGUUGAUCCAGACGAGCCUGUGGAGGGACACCAUUUCUACUUCUCAAUGGUCCCUGAGAAGCACAUCAAUCCCAACUUCACUAUCCGAGAUAAUCAAGACAAUACAGCCGGCAUCGUGGCACGCAGGAGUACGUUCACCCGCAAGGACCGAACCCAGUACCUCCUGCCCGUGGUGGUGACAGACAGCGGCUCUCCAGCCCUCUCCAGCACCAGCACUUUGACCAUCAGCGUGUGCAGCUGCCAACCUGCAGGACAUUGUCCCUCAGGAGGGGUGGAGGCGCUCGCUCUGUCGAUGGGGGUCAGCCUGCAAACACUGUUGGGGCUCCUGGUGUGUCUGGUCACACUCACAGUGCUGUCAAUUCUAAUGCUGAUGGUGAGGAGACACAGGCGGAAACAGCAGGAGGGGCAGGAUGUGGAGGUGAAGGAGCUGGAGCUGCCGGAGACGGUGUCUCAGAAGGUGCUGUAUUACGGAGAACCCGGGGGUGGCAGAGCGGGCCUAGACUUCUGCCAGCCCGCUGUUCCCCUGCGCCACCACCCCCACAGGAGGAGGGAGAGGCGGCUGCGGAGGGAGGACGUCAGGGCCAGCAUAAGGAUGUCCUUGAGAGAGUCGCACCUCAUCGGGCCGGAGGACGAGGUCUUCAGGCAGUUUAUUCUGGACAGGUUGGAGGAGGCUGAUCGAGAUCCUCGCUGUCCCCCGUUCGAUUGCCUCAGGAUCUACGCAUAUGAGGGGUCGGGGUCUCCCGCAGGCUCCCUGAGCUCACUGGAGUCGGUCGCUUAUGAGAUUGAACCUGAGCAGCCAGCUUGUAAUACCAGGCCCUACGUAGUGAGGCUCACCCCUUGGUAUGGGGGAGGAGAGGAGGACACCAUCUUCUGAGAGGUUCUUCUUCAGUGGGAAUACUUUGACAUUUUGUGAAAUAUAUGUUUAUUCCCUUUUUUUUUUCUCAAGACUGUACAAAGCUACAGUCGGCAGUAAGUCUGUGGAGGUGCUGGUCGGUCAGGCUAAGGCUAAACUAAGCUAACCAACUGAUGUAUGUACAGCACAGAUAGCGAGAAAGUGUAUUUUACAAAAUGUCAAACUAUGCCUUUAGAGGAAAAAUCAAGCCGUACACAUAAAAAGCUAUUGUUUCCAUGUUUUUUCUAACUUGCUGUAACUGUUCAAACGUAGAUGACAUGAAGUUUGUUGGACCUUUUCUCUCUGGACUCCGCAACAAUCAAAUCCCAUCCAGUCUCCUUGAUAAAAUACCAAAUCUCUACAGCUCUAACAGAUAUUUCAGAUAUUACAUUCAUGAGGCUGUUCACAUCAGACCACUGGCUCUAUUUUCCUGACGAGUGACCCUUCGGUCAUGCAAAUAAUGACUGUCCUCCUUAACAAUAGCACAAGUGGAAGCAGUGUGAUGUGGCUCAGCUGCUGAAAAGCCUCUCGACAAAGAGGUCAAGGUGCAAGGUGGGACAAUAUCGGUUUGACCUAUAUUUCACAGACUGCGGCUUGAAUCAUUUCUGCUCAAACGAUGUCACAUUAUCCGCUGAUGAAGCUGUAAAGGCAAAAAUAAUUGGCUUUUGAAAAAUCCAGGAGACGAGGAGCAGCGUGAGUGUUUAGCUCAGAGGAAACAGUGAUGAAUAUUAUUUCUUAUUCACUCUCCUUCUUGCUCUGUUUUGUUCUCUCUUAACCUGCAGCUGCACUUCUACAUUCAACAGCUGGAGUUGAGUUACAGUUCUGGAAUGGACGGGUCACAUCCAGUGGGUGUUUGACCCGCUGCAGACGGGAACAAGGUUGUUGUGUGCAGCCUGAAAACCAAACCAAUGAGUUCCAAGUGAUGUUUUGUUGCUAUAGCGACCUUUUAACAUUGCACAUUUUUACAUAUUGUUGAUGUAAAAUCUAAUUGAUGCACACAGUUUUAACGCUGAACCCUAACCAGCCUUUAACUUAACCUUGUUUUCUUGUUUUCCAUUCGGUCACAUGAUUCACCAUAAUAUCACCACAAGACAAAAACGUCCCUUUCUCUCGCCUGUAUGAACAUUUCCUUCCCAGUAUUUAUAGGGAGCCACUCAUUUUAUGUUUGCUUGUUACACCCACACUGAGAAUUAGUCAUUAGUCAGUGAACAGCUGAGUCUGUGCACGUUUGUCGAGGUCGUAUUUAAAGGUGCAGUGUGUAGAAUUUAGUGAUAUCUAGUGUUGAAGUGUUGCAGCUGAA